CCGUAAAGGGGCGCAGCCAUCGCAGCCGCAACCGAUAGAGUCAGAUACAAGAGGCAAAGCAGCCUCUGUGACACACUCCAGGUCUGACGCUUCACAUUGCCAGUAGGAGUCUUACAGUGCACAACACUCACCGCUUGGACCAACGCCGCCGACGACUACCACUUCACUACUUCACCACUGCAUCCAAAUUUCCACUUCCGCUCAAUGUCGCUGCUCGUCAUGUCAACAGAUCCACCUUCUACUUUGGAGCGAUUAUCGCCCUCCUGGAUACGCCGUCCCAUGUCUCGAAGAUCGACAUCACCGCAAAAAGAGUCGCGGCCUACAACAUCAAACGGCCUACUUGCACCAGAACCAGCGUCAACAUUCAGCAAUAGCGAUGGCACACGAUCACCACGCUCAAGCUCAUCUAGCCGCCGCGGAUCAAUAAUAGAGUUUGUUACCAGGUUCCGCUCUUCGUCCAACGCCAGUGUCGCAAGCAACAAAUCCCAAGACCCUACAGACUUCAGUGAAAUCGAGAACUGGUUUUACGGAUUCCGGAGAUACAACCAACUAGUCAGCAACACCACAUCACCAAACAAAGCCGACCCACCGCAAGAUCUGUCGAAAUCGUUCAAGAAGCUGACGAAGAAAUGCGGGGGUCAAUUUCUGCACGGGCUACCAGAAGCAGUCUUUGACUUCUCACUACUCUGGUGUCCCGCAGGCCACCUGACCAGGAAAGACAACAACGAACCAUCCUGGAGCUGGACUGCCUACGAAGGCCCCGUAAACUAUCCAUUCGACCCAACAACCUGUCCCGAUAUGUACAAACUACCACGCAGCGAGGGCGAAUGGUUCCAAUCCGAGGUCGUAAACUUCCACAUCGGUCCCCAGUCGGCGCAAUACACUGUCCGGCGGGAAAAAGAAAACUCCUUGCGCAUCAAAUACCCGCCUUAUUUCCACGCGCCGCGCGGCUCGGACCACACCAAUGAGUCGAACACACUGCGAUUUACUGCAUCGACCAUCUCCGCAGACGCGUUCACCGCAGAGCCUAUCACACAUGACGGCAAAGAAAUCCCGUCCUCACAUCUCGUCAACGAGGAGGGGAAAACUUGUGGCGCAAUCAUGGACUACGAGUCUGAACUCUCAAAACCCUCUUCCACCGGUCCCUUUGAAUUCGUGCUGCUCUCAAGGAAUCUGUGGCGCGAACCGAAUCCCGAUAAUCGGAAGCCGGAGUCGAAUACUAUGCAUCCAGCAGGCACGCCUAUCUGGGACGGACAGCGUUUUCUGUGGAAGGAUAGGGUUUGUGAUCAUGAUGAGCAGUUCGAGGAGGGGCCGUGGAAGAUGCUCAAUGUUAUGUUGAUUAAGUGGGUGGGGGAAUAUGCGGAGCGGGUGGCGAUUGCGAGGAUACAUGAGGAUGAGUGGAAGAAGCAUAGUCCGAGUAAGCAGGAUAUUGUACUGAGAUGAGAUGAGAUGAGAUGUUUUCAUCCUUUGGUUAUGAUUAGAGCGAUGAGAUGGGUAUAAGGGUGGAUACGCCGUUCAAUUAUGAGGUUUUGAACAUAUGGGUAGUCGAUUACGACUGACUAGAGUUUACAGACCAGAUCUGAUCUUCAUGAAAGUGUUUG
This is a messenger RNA of Alternaria rosae, 1601 nucleotides long. RefSeq lists its product as uncharacterized. The transcript has a single exon. NCBI's taxonomy places the organism in Eukaryota, Fungi, Ascomycota, Dothideomycetes, Pleosporales, Pleosporaceae. The record is from RefSeq and is a predicted model, not a curated record. Bases 205 to 1443 code for a protein of 412 amino acids.